AUGACACAGAGCCUGUCGGGCCCGCGCACUCUUGGCAAAGUUUCAGUGCGACGAGAGGCGCCGGGCGCUCCAUGGCCGCGCCGUAACGGGGACCCAGCCGCCUCCCCGCCCAGCCCAGCCCAGCCCUUCCGCCCGCCCAGGAUGGAGGCGCCCGCCAGCGCGCAGACCCCGCACCCGCACGAGCCCAUCAGCUUCGGCAUCGACCAGAUCCUCAACAGCCCGGACCAGGACAGCGCACCAGCCCCGCGGGGCCCCGACGGCGCCAACUACCUGGGAGGGCCCCCCGGGGGCCGUCCGGGCGCCACAUACCCGUCUCUGCCCACCUCCUUUGCUGGCCUCGGCGCGCCCUUCGAGGACGCGGGAUCUUACAGUGUCAACCUGAGCCUGGCGCCCGCCGGCGUGAUCCGAGUGCCCGCGCACAGGCCGCUGCCUGGGGCCGUGCCGCCGCCUCUGCCUAGCGCGCUGCCUGCCAUGCCCUCCGUGCCCACGGUCUCCAGCCUGGGCGGCCUCAAUUUCCCCUGGAUGGAGAGCAGCCGCCGCUUCGUAAAAGACCGUUUCACAGCGGCGGCGGCGCUCACGCCCUUCACCGUGACCCGGCGCAUCGGCCACCCUUACCAGAACAGGACGCCGCCCAAGCGUAAGAAGCCGCGCACGUCCUUUUCUCGGGUGCAGAUCUGCGAGCUGGAAAAGCGCUUCCACCGCCAGAAGUAUCUGGCCUCGGCCGAGAGGGCGGCGCUCGCUAAGUCCCUCAAAAUGACGGAUGCGCAGGUCAAGACCUGGUUCCAAAACCGGAGGACCAAGUGGCGGCGGCAGACGGCGGAGGAGCGGGAGGCGGAGCGGCAGCAGGCGAGUCGGCUCAUGCUGCAGCUGCAACACGACGCCUUCCAAAAGAGCCUCAACGACUCUAUCCAGCCCGACCCGCUCUGUCUGCACAACUCUUCGCUCUUUGCUCUGCAGAAUCUGCAGCCCUGGGAGGAGGAUAGCUCCAAGGUCCCCGCCGUCACCUCUCUGGUGUGA
Molecule: messenger RNA, 1017 nt
Organism: Balaenoptera ricei (Rice's whale)
Lineage: Eukaryota; Metazoa; Chordata; Mammalia; Artiodactyla; Balaenopteridae
Gene: TLX3
Product: T cell leukemia homeobox 3
Exons: 3
Coding region: 1-1017 (338 amino acids)
Biological process (GO): animal organ development; regulation of transcription by RNA polymerase II
Cellular component (GO): nucleus
Molecular function (GO): RNA polymerase II cis-regulatory region sequence-specific DNA binding; DNA-binding transcription factor activity, RNA polymerase II-specific
Source: RefSeq, a predicted model, not a curated record